Molecule: messenger RNA, 1735 nt
Organism: Lycium ferocissimum
Lineage: Eukaryota; Viridiplantae; Streptophyta; Magnoliopsida; Solanales; Solanaceae
Exons: 3
Coding region: 955-1725 (256 amino acids)
Source: RefSeq, a predicted model, not a curated record
CUCAAAACAGUGGAGUCUUCUUGACAUCAUCCACAUCUUGUAUUGCUAGUCGUGCUGAUGGAAAUUUGAGGCAAGCGGAUUUGCCAUAUUAUGGCAAGUUAGAAGACAUCAUUGAGCUUAACUACUAUGGUCGAUUUAGGGUUACACUAUUCAAAUGUAAAUGGGCGGACACUACUAGGGAUAGGGGGUUUAGAAAGGAUAAAUGGGGAUUUCCUUCUGUUAAUUUUUCACACUUGAUUCACAUUGGCGAUCGUGAAGAGGAUGAUCCAUACAUUGAAGCUUCACAAGCUCAAAUGGUAUAUUAUGUGGAUGAUGAGGUGAAUAAAGGUUGGAGCACUGUUGUUCACUUGAAACCAAGAGAUUUAUAUGAUAUGGGAGAAGGAGGAGAUAAUGAAGUUCCUGAGAAUGAGCCAUUCCCUGUGCAAGACUUGGAUCAAUUCUUUGGUGAUGUUAAUCAUCUGCUUUUGUGUAGGGAGGAUGAAACUGAUGAAGUAUUAAAUGAGUGCGAUAAUGAAAAUGAGAUUAGGGAGGAUGAACAUAUUUGAAGAGCCACUGCUCUAGCUAAUGAUCUACUUUUGUAAGCUGGAGUUGCAAAUGCGAAAUGACACUUGAAUACUUAAACAGGAUGGCAGUUACAGUUUUGCAUCUUGCUUUGUAUGCUCUCUGAUAAUUUCCAGUUUUUCUUCUUGAAUUACACAGUAACCUAUUGGAUUUAGCAUGUAGGUGGAAUACUCUACUUUCUUUGAACCUAUUGAAUGCUACUUUGCUGCUAUGAUCCUGUUUUCUAUGUGGUAUUGUUUGAUAUUUGUUACCCAAAUUGAUAUUGUAUAUUAAUGGUGGCUUAUACUUCCGACCAGUAAGUUCAUCUACUUACUUGUUUCUCUAAGAUUCAUUUAGGUUAAGAGUUUAUUUGAUUUCUUUCAAUCUGAAAUCUGCUUAAUAUUUUUUGUAGAGAUGCCGAAGCAGAAUCUGGUUAAGAAUCUAUUCAAAGGGAGCUCGUCACAGGCUCAGUCUCAGUCUCAGGCUUCAUCUCCAUCAUUUGGUCGAGUCUCUUUACAUCCUCCACAGUCUACCCAACCUAUACAACCCAACUUUCCGACUUCAUCAUUUGUUGGAGGCUCUUCAUCAUCUGUUGGAGGCUCAUCACAGCAUGUCGCUCCAUCUUCAUCAUUAGAUGGAAUCUCUUCACAACCAACUAAACGUAGAAAAGUUAGAGGGGUGGAAGUCCACGGUGGUAAUUGGCAUGUCCAACUUAUAGAUGAAGAUGAAGAAGUGACAAAAAAUGCUAGAUUGAAGACUAGGGAUGUCUUUAACCUAGAGAAUGGGUGGCGGAUAAUUGUAGAUUUUAAUGAGUAUGGUUCAGCUAUUGGAAUAUCAGCUGGCCUACUUGCUCAAGUUUUGGGGCACCUUGCCACAAAUUCUCGAUACUUUCCCAUUGGCUUUGAGAAAUGGCCGCACAUGCCUAAAGCAUUUAUCGACCGUGUUUUUACUGAAAUCCUAUUGCCUCGGUUUUUCUUUAGGAUUGAUCAAGAAAGAGCAAAGAGUCAUGUUGAUAGUUCACUCAAUAAUAAGUGGAAGGAGUUCAGGCUAAAGCUAUGGCGUGCGGCGUGGGAUCCAUUAAAGAGUAAAGAAGAAAUCAUCAGGAAAGUUCCAACAGGCAUUCCCAUGGACCAAUGGGCAUUGUUUGCUAAUUAUCGCCUGAAAGAAGAAACACAGGUACUUUAAGGUUUGGCAC